Molecule: messenger RNA, 1518 nt
Organism: Triplophysa dalaica
Lineage: Eukaryota; Metazoa; Chordata; Actinopteri; Cypriniformes; Nemacheilidae
Gene: glt8d2
Product: glycosyltransferase 8 domain containing 2
Exons: 8
Coding region: 194-1405 (403 amino acids)
Cellular component (GO): Golgi apparatus
Molecular function (GO): glycosyltransferase activity
Source: RefSeq, a predicted model, not a curated record
UAUAAAUAAAAUCACAGUCGGACUGAAGAGAUGAAAUCAGCAGCGCAUGGACACAGGACGUUUUCAUGACCACGCCCACUAUAUAUGACGCGUGCUCGUCACACGCACUGGCUCGAGUUGUUCAGAUGAAUGAUAUUAACGCGACACUGAUGCGAGUUAAACUGGAGAUCAUACAGACACUUAAGGAUGAAACAUGGCUCUACUAAGGAAAAUCAACCGUGGGCUCUUCAUUCUGUUAAUUCUGGUGGCACUUUAUGUUCUGUUAAACAAGACAAGGUCACAGAUGUCAAAGUUUUCAGAGCUGAAGAAAGAUGAGAUUGAAGCAGGUGUUGAAGAUGAGACGGACAGAGACGUCCCGGUGCUGAUCUGUGCAUCAGAGGAGCGCAUCGGCGCUUCCAUGGCAACCAUCAACAGCGUCUUCAGCAACACUCAGGCUAACGUUGUUUUCUACAUAGUUACUCUGCGAGAUGCCAUCAGAAACAUAAGGGAAUACAUUGAUAAUACCAAACUAAGAAAAAUCAAGUACAGGAUCCUGGAGUUUAACCCGAUGGUGUUGAAAGGGAAAGUGAAUCCGGACUCAUCCAGACCAGAACUGCUGCACCCUCUGAACUUUGUGAGGUUCUACCUGCCGCUUCUUGACAUUGAAAAUCACGAGCGCAUCAUUUACCUGGAUGAUGAUGUCAUAGUGCAAGGAGAUAUACAGGAACUGUUCCACAUCAAAAUAAAAGCCGGGCAUGCAGCUGCAUUCGCGUCAGACUGCGAUCUGCCCCAAACUCACGAGAUGGUGCGCAGCGUGGGGAUGCAGGUGCGUAUUUUUGUGUGCAUGUUAUGCAUAUCACAUGCAAUCUCAUUCUAUCAGUCUGACCGGCUCCAACAGACCACCUACAUGGGCUUCCUGGAUUACCGAAAAGAGGCAGUCAGAGAGCUGAACAUCAACCCCAGCGAGUGCACAUUUAAUCCUGGGGUUUUUGUGGCAGAUGUUGCAGAGUGGAAAAGGCAAAAAAUAACUAAACAGUUAGAGAAAUGGAUGACUAGGAACUUCAGGGAAAACCUGUACAGCAGUGCUGUGGCAGGGGGCGUGGCCACCCCGGCGAUGCUCAUCGUCUUUCAUAAUAGACACACAACCAUUGAUCCACAGUGGCAUGUCAGACACUUGGGUAAUACACCUUCUGAGUCACUUGUCAUUCUAUCAUGUAUGCUAUGCUGUUUAUACUGUUAUACUAGAAGGCACAUUUCCAGAGAUCAUGGUCAAAGCAUUAAUUUAGAAUAUGAAACUUCAUGUUAUCUUUACCGUACAAAGGUUGGAGUCCUGAUGCACAGUAUCCAGAGUCUAUUCUCCAAGAGGCACAACUACUGCACUGGAACGGAAAUUUCAAACCAUGGGAGUACCCAUGCGUCCAUUUAGAGCGUUGGGAGAAAUGGUUUAUUCCAGACCCUACAGGAAGGUUCUCUCCCAUACGACCAUAACAGACCGAAUUAUCCCUAAAUUUAACCUUGAAGGAAUUCGCACUUGACUUU